Varanus komodoensis (Komodo dragon) is the source of this 1041-nucleotide messenger RNA. Its product is annotated as D-beta-hydroxybutyrate dehydrogenase, mitochondrial-like. Gene Ontology annotation, molecular function: oxidoreductase activity. The record is from RefSeq and is a predicted model, not a curated record. The coding region runs from base 1 to 1041 and encodes 346 amino acids. The transcript has a single exon. Lineage: Eukaryota; Metazoa; Chordata; Lepidosauria; Squamata; Varanidae.
AUGGCACUCUUCCUAGUCACUGCUCGCAUCUCCCGACCUCUUGCCCAGCUGUUUGUUAAAGCUCCACAACUCAGAGAUACAUCCACUGGUCUUCAGCCCUUUCCGGGAUUUUGUUUCUCUGUCUUGAGUUUGAGGUGCCAGCGCUUCUAUGGAACAGAAGCUGAGGCUGGCAAGCGGUCUGUCCUGAUCACGGGUUGUGACUCUGGCUUUGGAUUCACCCUUGCCAAGCAUCUGUACGAAAGGGGCUUCAUCAUUUAUGCUGGCUGCCUGCUGAAGGAGCAAGGUCGAGGAGGCUGCAAGGACCUGGACAACAUGAAGAGCGACCGUAUGAGAACCUUACAGCUCAAUGUUUGCAGUGAAGAAGAUGUGGAGCGUGCUGUGGACCAUGUGACUGCCUCCUUGAAGGACUCGCAGGGUGGACUUUGGGGUCUGGUCAACAAUGCUGGGAUAUCAACCUUUGGGGAGGUUGAGUUCACCAGCAUGAAUACCUACAAAGAGGUGGCUGAAGUGAAUUUAUGGGGGACAAUCCGCAUGACUAAGGCCUUCCUGCCUCUCAUUCGCAGAGGCAAAGGCCGUGUUGUGAACAUCACCAGCAUGAUGGGGCGUAUGGCAAGCCCUGCUCGCUCCCCCUACUGUGUCACCAAGUUCGGGGUAGAAGCCUUCUCUGACUGCCUCCGUUUUGAGAUGCACUCUCACAAUGUGAAAGUCUGUAUCGUGGAGCCUGGGAACUUCAUUGCUGGUACCAACUUGUAUAGCCCCGAGCGCAUCAAGGCCAUUGCCGACAAGAUGUGGGAUGAGCUACCUGAAAUUGUGCGCAGCGACUAUGGGCGGAAGUACUUUGAUGAGCAAGUUGCCAAGAUGGAGUCAUACUGCAACAGCGGCUGCUCAGAUGUUUCUCCCGUCAUCAACAGCAUUACCCAUGCUCUGACUGCCACUUCACCCUACACCCGGUACCAUCCCAUGGACUAUUAUUGGUGGCUGUGCAUGCAGGUCAUGACCCAUUUACCAGCUGCCAUUUCAGAUCGCCUCUACAUUUAUUGA